Melanaphis sacchari is the source of this 393-nucleotide messenger RNA. RefSeq lists its product as uncharacterized. Lineage: Eukaryota; Metazoa; Arthropoda; Insecta; Hemiptera; Aphididae. The record is from RefSeq and is a predicted model, not a curated record. Bases 1 to 393 code for a protein of 130 amino acids. The transcript is spliced from 2 exons.
AUGUGGUCUCAUAUUAAAUCAUUUGAAACCAAGUUAAAACUUUUACGGUCUCAUACUGAAAUAAAUGAACUAUCACAUUUUUCAGCAUAUAUAAGUUUGAAUCGUCAAAAAUUUUCAUUUUUGACAGUUAAGUUUAUUGAAGAUACAUUUAAUAUGGAUAUUAAUGAAGUUCCUGUUGAUCUUCAAAUAGAAAUUAUAGAAUUACAACCACAAGAUACUCUUAAAAAUGCAUUCAAACUUUCACCUUCACUGUGUUUUGCUGAACUCUCUUCAGAAUUUGCAAAACUAAAAAAAAUAGCUGCAAAAUACUUAGACAUGUUUGGAUCAAAGUACAUACGUGAACAGGCCUUUUCUCACAUAAAAAAAUUAAAAAUCCACUCAGGUUAUGAUUAA